Molecule: messenger RNA, 2180 nt
Organism: Colius striatus (speckled mousebird)
Lineage: Eukaryota; Metazoa; Chordata; Aves; Coliiformes; Coliidae
Gene: UBAP1L
Product: ubiquitin associated protein 1 like
Exons: 6
Coding region: 36-1391 (451 amino acids)
Biological process (GO): ubiquitin-dependent protein catabolic process via the multivesicular body sorting pathway
Cellular component (GO): ESCRT I complex
Molecular function (GO): ubiquitin binding
Source: RefSeq, a predicted model, not a curated record
GCAGCUGCGUUCCCCCUGCGCUGCGCCAGGAGCCCAUGACUCCGUCCAACGCAAGAAAUCAGGCUGCAGUGAUGAGCUACCUGGAUGAGGUUCCCUUCCGGACUGCCAGGAGCCUCAACGGGGACUCAGGGGCAGAAACUCCUUUAGUCACCGCCCCAACCAUUGAGCUCCCUGACUGCACUGACAUCCUCAUGAGCACCAUGCACGACUUCUCCCUGGAAAGAAAAGUGCUUUACUGGGUGGAGGCGGCCUCUCAACAGCCGACCUCCCGGCAUCGGGUCACCUCGGAAGUGGUGCCCACGGCCCCGCCGUGCUGGCUGCUGCUGGUGGAGCCCAGCGAGAGCUGCGUGGGCAGAGCACGGGACGGGCCCAUGCGGCGCUGCAUCAGCCUGAGCGCGGCCGACGGGCACGGCCAGGGCAGGGGCGGCCUGGCCGACACCGACAGCGAGAGCUGGUUCUCAGGGGAGGAGGAUGGGUACUCAGAGGAUGAUGAGUACUCCUCCACCUCCUGGGAAGAGAACGACAAGGAUGAAAAGGCUUCCAGGAGGAGAAACAGUGGGAGGAGCAUGGCUCCACAUCCUGGCUUCUACCAGACCCGACCAAAGACAUCGCCCGGCUUGCUGCAGCCUUCCCCGGAGAUCAGGAACCACAGCUCAGCCAGCCCCGACCCCAGCAAGCAGAGGAGAUCCAUGGUGAUAUUUAACAACAUGAAGAACGAGCUGGAAGCGGCCAGGAGGAAGCUGGCAGCCUUGGUGCAUCCUUUGAACAGAGCAGCCACGGAGAGCAGAGGGGUCCUGGUGCCACGGCCGGUCCCCCAGCCCCCCCCCACCACCCGCAGCGCCAAGUACGGGCUGAGCCUGGAUGUGUCACAGCCGGGGGCCUCGGUGCCAGCUCCUCCAGCUGCCCCCAUCCCCCCCAUCACACGGCAUAAGCCCACAGUGCCGUCGCUCAGCCCCUACACCUGCCUGCCCCCUGCCGCCGCGCCAGCGCGACCCCUCAGCUCCCACAGAUCCCACCCGGAUUCGGCUGCCGACCUGCUCUCUGCACUCAGCCAGGAGGAGAGAGACCUCAUUGAGCCUGUCAUAGCCUUGGGCUACCCCACACGCAAAGCCAUCCUCACCCUGCAGAGGACAGGGAGGCAAAGCUUGACUCAGUUCUUGAGCUACCUGGGUGCCUGCGACCGGCUGCUGAAGCAGGGCUAUGAGGAAGGACAGGUGGAGGAGGCCAUGGAAAUGUUCCAGUACUCGGAGAAAAAGGCAGCUGAGUUCCUGCGGUUGUUAGCUCAGUUUAACGACAUGGGCUUCCAGCAAAACGAAAUCAAAGAAGUUCUUUUGCUGUGUGGGAAUCAGAGGGAGAAGGCACUGGAAGAGCUCGUGAUGAAAACCCAGUGAGCAGCUUCCCCUCCCCAGAGGGGCCCCCGAGGCCUGGGCUGGAUGGCUGAGCUCUGACCGUCCUGCUGCAGCCCCCAGCAGCACAGCUCACGGGCACACUCCUCUUGUUUCAUGGCCACCACCUGUUUGUCACUGUGCUAAGGCAGAGGCUUCACAGCAGGAGUGUUUCUCUCUUCACCCACGUCUCCACCUUUGUUCCUCUCAGCUGCUGAGAUCAGAUGCAACGAGAUCCAACGCCUUUGGCUUCCAUGCUGCAAACCCCAAAGCACAGUUGGCUCCCUGCACCUGGGGGUGAUGAGUGCUGUGUUUUCAACUACAAUCAAAUGUGGGUUCUUAAAAGAUUCUAUAAACCAACAGAAGAGGUUGUGUAAAAACUGAAGGUUCCUGCAGAAACGUUGGGUGGUCAUUGCUUGGGCAGAGUCUCAGGUGACUCACAUCAGGCAAAUUCAGGGGCUGCUUCCCUAAACUGUGCAGACAGUGGCUCCAAAUGAUGUUAAGCACAAGUGUCAGGAUCAGGACAAUCUGGAUGCCCAGGGGAAUUUUGGGAUGGAACUAGAGGAUGGAGAACAGGGGACCCAGGUCACCGUACAGGCCGUGUCUCUUGGCUUGGACAGAGCAGUGGGACAGGGGACAGCAAUGGGACAGAGCAGUGGGACAGGGGGCUGAGCAGUGGAACGGGGGACAGCAGUAGAACAGAGGACAGCAGUGAGACAGAGGACAGUGCUUUCACACAAAAGUCUGUUAUUUUCCUGUGAAUUAGACGCAGAUGUAAUUUCUUUGAGUAAAGAU